Messenger RNA from Cotesia glomerata, 1427 nucleotides. RefSeq names its product YY1-associated factor 2 (gene RYBP). Gene Ontology annotation, molecular function: transcription coregulator activity; DNA binding. Lineage: Eukaryota; Metazoa; Arthropoda; Insecta; Hymenoptera; Braconidae. Gene Ontology annotation, biological process: positive regulation of DNA-templated transcription. Gene Ontology annotation, cellular component: nucleus. The record is from RefSeq and is a predicted model, not a curated record. The transcript has 3 exons. The coding region runs from base 721 to 1239 and encodes 172 amino acids.
CAAAAAAGUACAACAAUAAUAAUUGUCCAUCUGAUAAAUAAAUAAGACAAUAUACAGACAAUUAUUAUUGUUGAACAAAUAAAAAAUAAAUUAUAAAUUAAAUUUGGAUGCUGAUAAAUAAAUAAGAAUGUGAAUUUAGUUAUCAAUAAAGUGAUAAAUAAGGAAAAAAUUUAACGUCGUACAUGUUUAGGUUUAACAUUCUUGUGGCUGUCAAUUUGUGCUUGUGAAUGAUUAAUUGCUAUUGUAUUGAUAAGGAAAUUUUAUAUUUACCAAAAUAAAUCCGCAAAGUUAAGUACUUAAAUUUACAAACAUGCAGAUAAUUGAAUAAUUAUCAAUGAUAACUCCGUAAAAAUGUUGUAAUUAUUAUUUAUAAAUAUUUAUGGUGAUAAAUUAUUCAUUUUAUCGGAUAAAAAUAAAUGAACGAUGGCAAAUAUAAAAGACUUAUUAACGCACGGAGAUGGUGUUGGAGAUGAUAAAAGAAUGAAUAAGUCCAUCAGGAACUUAUAUAUAACAUCUAGUUGAUGUACGACUGGUCAAUUAUUUUGAUCACCGUAAUUUAGUAAGGAGUUAGCUCGUGGGAGCAUAGAUUUAUUGGGAAAUUGUUUGAUUAUUAAUAAAAGGGAAAAAAAAAGAAAUUUACAUGAAACGAACCACCCGCAUAAAGAGAAAUAAUCUCUUUUGAGAAGGUUAAGUGGUGACUAAAUUUUAUUCAGAUGAACAAUGAACCAUUCGGGAAGCGGUAAACGUCAGGCGAAGGUAUUGGAAGAUAAUUAUUGGGACUGUAGUGUCUGUACGUACAGAAAUACAGCAGAAGCAUUCAAGUGCCUAAUGUGCGACGUGCGUAAAGGUACUUCUACGCGGAAACCCCGCAUCAACCCUCAACUGGCUGCUCAACAGGCUGCACAGCAACAGUACGUGCCGCUGUUGAAGCCAGGUAAAAAAGAAGGCGGCAGUGGGAGCAGUACGACAAGUUCGUCGAAAGAUAACAAAGAACGCAAAUUGGAUAAGCCCAGGAGGAAAAACCGACAUCCGCCUAGGUUGAAAAAUGUUGAUCGCAGUACUGCGCAAACCAAUGAAGUAACUGUUAAUAAUGUUACCGUAAUUAUAACUGAAUAUAAACCUAAAGUUAAAAAGAACUCUGACCAGUCGGGCUUAUCGAGUAGUGCUUCUUCAGAGAAUGGAAGUCAGCAUGACUCAAAUCAAGACUCAAGGAGUCUAGAUAUUGGUACUGAUGCUUAGAAUUAAUAGUUCAUUGUUUUAUUCAUCAUUAUUAUGUGUAUUGGUAAUUAUAGAGAUUAAUCGACAUUUUUUAUCAUACAUUUUUUCCAUAUCUACGGUUUUCAAUUAUAUAUUUGUUUUUGGAUGAGUACGUUUAUUUUAUUGCUCAAAUUUUUAAACAGUUCUUAAAGCUAUGUUUUUUUGUUCUA